ACGUGAUUCAUUGCCAGUUCUCUCUACUUUUUUUUUCGAACCCAAAUCCCAUCAGCCAUUGCCAUCAUGGCCGCCUAUGUGAGGGAUGCUGGGAGUUGUAGUUCAUUCAUCGGAUGCUCAUGAGUUCACUUUCAACAGGACGCGAGGGCAGGAAGUGCCUAUUCAGAGUCCCGCGUAAAUGAAACCCUGCGCCCUUUUAGUAGAUAGUGCAGUCCUCGCUCAGAGGUGGACAGUUCCUUUCCCGAAAAAAGGGGGGGAAUCAGAGAAAAUGGAGUCGCUGCCUGUCGUAAGAAGUGGCCCAAUUCUGUACCCGCCCGUCUGAUGCAGCACCGGCUGACUCGGGAGGUUGAGCCCUGCUAGGGUUAUACCGCUUUCCAUGGAGGGCGGUGGGUUUGCCAUGAGAAGGACGCAGGAGCGAAGGAGGCGGCGGCGACGGCAGCCGGGUCAAGAGGCGGAUUCGCCCGACAUAAAUUGCCGAGGUGGAUCCCGGUCUAUUUCCCCGCCGGCCAGCAAGAAACUGAACUCCGACGAAGGCGAGGAAGAGCUGGAGGAGCCGAAGCCGGAGGAUUUUGACAGUGAUGAUAUGUUUGCAGACUAUGACAGCUUUUCUGGCAACAACUCUUUCUUAACUGAAAUUGAUGAUAUAGAGCAAAAAUGCAUGCCCUUUGGUAGGGAUAGUCUGGAUUCUGACAGCUUCGAUCGCAACACUGCUGUGCGGCCUGUAGGUGGAGCUAAUCAGGUGACAAUUGCCAGGAACCCUGCACAGGUAUUUUCGGAGGCAGAACAGGUAUUUUUGGAGACAAACGCUGCAAUUAGCUCCAGAGUCAUAAGAGAAUAUGAUUCUUUGAAACGGAUGAAGGAACAGGAGAAUAGCUCAGAGCCUCAAGAUAAUGAUUUAGAAGGUCUUCCGUCCUCCCAGCUUUUGUUUCGUCAACAUUCAGACGAAUGUUCUCUGAAAGAAACUGCCAUAAAAGAAAUACCCUGUCAGCUGGACUUCUCAGAUCUACCAUGCUGCAGCGACACAGAAAGUAAUAAACAAGACUGUGAGUCGGUGAGAACUGCUUUGUUUGAACCAAGUAGGCGGAAGAGUCUCAAAGACCAUCUCAAAAAUGCAAUGGCCGGGAAUGCCAGAUGCUCUGCUUCAUUGGUUUCUAAAAGCAAACAGCUGAAAGAAGCCAUUGUAACUGAAGAGAUGGCCAUUGCGGAGGCAACUGACAACUUGGCUUUUGUAGAUAUCGGCCCUUUCUAUGGUUUACCCACCAAAGUCAAGGAGCUACUGCUAUGUAUCAGAGGAAUUGAGAAGCUUUACGACUGGCAACAUGAUUGUUUAAUGUUCGAAUCCCUGCAAAAGCGAAAGAACUUAAUAUAUUCCUUGCCAACCAGUGGUGGAAAAACACUCGUCGCUGAAAUUUUAAUUCUUCGAGAAUUGCUCUGCAAGCAAAGGGAUGUUUUAAUGAUCCUGCCUUAUGUGGCUUUAGUCCAGGAGAAGGUUGGGAGUUUGUGUGGUUUUGGAAUGGAGCUGGGUUUCUUAGUGGAAGAAUAUGCAGGAAGCAAAGGAAGGAUUCCUCCAAUCAAGAGAAGACAAAAGAAAUCCGUGUACAUUGCCACUAUUGAAAAGGGACACAGCCUGGUGAAUGCCUUGAUAGAAGCAGGGAGAAUCAACACCCUGGGUCUAGUAGUAGUUGAUGAGUUGCACAUGCUUGGAGAAGGUGGUCGUGGCAGUAUACUAGAAAUGACCCUUUCUAAGAUUUUGUAUGCAAGCAAAACAACUCAGAUCAUUGGAAUGAGUGCAACAUUACGAAAUGUUGAAGACUUGCAGCAGUUCCUGAAAGCAGAAUUCUACACAAGUAAUUUCAGACCUGUUGAAUUGAAAGAAUACAUUAAAAUACAAGACCGCAUCUACGAACUUGAUAGCAAAGCAGAAAAUGGCCUUAAGUUUUCACGUCUCCUUGAUUUCAAGUAUUCUAGUGAUCUUCAGAAGGUAGAUCCUGAUCAUCUUAUUGCAUUGGUCACAGAGGUUAUUCCCAAGCACUCCUGCCUUGUCUUCUGUUCUACUAAAAAAAACUGUGAAAAUGUAGCAGAAAUGAUAUGCAAACACAUAAACAGAGCACUUAAAAAGGUCAAGGAGAAAGAAAAAUACAAUCUUCUGAAAGAGUUAAGAAGCAUCUGCAGUGGAAAACUCUGUCCAGUUUUGAAGCGAACAAUUCCUUUUGGGAUUGCUUACCACCACAGCGGUCUCACCAGCGAUGAGCGGAAAUGUAUAGAAGCAGCUUAUUCCUCAGGCUUCCUCUGUCUGCUAACCUGCACAUCUACACUUGCUGCAGGAGUCAACCUGCCCGCUCGAAGGGUUAUUUUAAGAGCGCCAUAUGUUGCUACAGAUUUCUUGAAGAAGAACCAGUAUAAACAGAUGAUUGGCCGAGCUGGUCGUGCUGGCAUUGAUAAGGCUGGUGAAAGUAUUUUGAUUGCGCAAGAGAAGGACAAAGAACUGGUUCAAAAUUUAAUCACCAGUCCCCUAGAAAGCUGUUACAGCACUCUUCUGCUGGAAUCCAACAAGGGCAUCCGAAGUUUACUUUUAUCGGUGGUUGGUUUAAAGGUAGCAAACAAUCCUGAGGAAAUUUACCAAUUCAUGGGUGCAACCUUACUUAGUAUACAGCCACAGCUCCUGCCUCAGAAGAGCCUGCAGGAUGUAACAAUGGAAGCCUUACAAUGGCUGAAACAAAAUGGGCUGCUAAAAGAGAAAGAAAAUUCUGACAGCGAAAAGAACUGUCAGAAUAAUCUAGGGAUCACUCAGUUGGGCCGAGCUACCUACAAAGGUUCAAUUGAAUUGGCACACUGUGACACUCUCUACACAGACUUGAAGAAAGGACUUGAGGGGUUAAUACUUGAAAGCUACCUUCAUCUGAUCUAUCUGAUAACACCAUACGAUAUGAUUCCUCAGUGUAGCCCAAAUUGGAUGGUCUAUUUUAAACAGUUCAAUCAACUAAGUCUAAUAGAACAACAGGUAACCAGCAUUGUUGGAGUGCCGGAGAGCUUUAUUACCAAAAAGGCAUCUGGACAAGCCAUCAAGAAAGAACUGGAUAGUAAUACUGUUAACAGACUUUACCUGUCCCUCAUCCUUCAUUCCUUGUUAAGAGAGACCAACAUAUGGGAUGUGUCAGAAAAAUUUAAUAUACCACGAGGAUUUGUUCAAACUCUUCUCAAUUCAGCGGCUUCAUUCUCCUCCUCAGUUUUGCAUUUUUGUGAGGAGCUGGAUGAAUUUUGGGUUUAUAAAGCUCUCCUGCCAGAACUUACCAAGAGAUUAAGCUAUUGUGUUAAAGCAGAACUUAUUCCUCUUAUGGAGGUAGCUGGAGUUUUAGAGGCUCGAGCCAAGCAACUCUACAACUUGGGCUAUAAAAGUUUAGCUCACUUGGCCAAUGCAGAUCCAGAACUUCUAAUCAAGAAUGUUGCGCAUAUGUCCAGAACACAGGCCAGGAAAAUAGUUUCAUCUGCAAAGAUGCUCCUUGCUGAGAAGACCGAGGCUUUACAAGAAGAAGUUGAAGAAUUAUUGAGAAUACCCACGGAUGUUCCAUGAGGCUUUUUAUUUUUCCGUAAAUCCAAGAUUCAAUAGAUUUAUCUCCUGCCUUGAUCACUGCUUGUAUUUACUGUAUAUAUUAAUGUAAUAAAAUUUAUACAUCAGAAAAUA
Molecule: messenger RNA, 3682 nt
Organism: Crotalus tigris (Tiger rattlesnake)
Lineage: Eukaryota; Metazoa; Chordata; Lepidosauria; Squamata; Viperidae
Gene: HELQ
Product: helicase, POLQ like
Exons: 18
Coding region: 377-3571 (1064 amino acids)
Molecular function (GO): nucleic acid binding; ATP binding
Source: RefSeq, a predicted model, not a curated record